UUUGGGGAUACAGUGGUGGAGCACAAGAGACUCUCUUGGUCUUUGCCUUUUUAGAGCUUCAGUCUAGAAUGGAAGACAGACUUGAGUCAAAUAAUCACAGAAAUGGAACAUAAUAUUAAAAUUGGGUAAGUGCUAUGAAAUGAGUGAUUGACAUUUUGAAUGCUUAUUAUAGGAGGAUUUAAUUCAGGGAAAUUGGGGUAGAUUUAUCUGAGGAGUUGAUAAUUGAGAUCUGAAAGAUAAGGAGUCAGGGAAGAGCCUUCAAGAUAGGAAGCAGCCUUAGCAAGGGACUAAUGACCUGAGGGAUAUGGCUCUUUCAAGGGACUGAAAGAAAAGAGUGAAGAGCGGUGUGAAGUGGGUGUGAAGUGAGUCGGGAGAAGUAGGAAGGUGCCAAACCAAGGGCCUGGAGUUUUAUCAUUAGCUUAAGAGCGCCAGGAAGCUAUUUAUUUAAGCCAAAAGAUCAUGUGAUUGGCUUUACAUUUUCAGAGCUUCAGUCUAGCUGUAAUGUGGAGAAUGGUCUGAAAAAGGCAAAGGCAGUUAUGAGUAAUGUAGUAACCCCAGCAAGAAAUGUUAGGAAGUGCUUGUGGAGAAAUGGGAAGACUUAACAGAUAUUUAGGAAGUAAAAUGGACAGGAUAUGUAGAAUGGGAGAAGGAAGUAUCAAGGAUGACUUUACAGGCUGCUUCUUUGCAUACCUGGAUAGAAUGUCAGUCACCGAAUUGGGAAAAUUUAGAAGUUCGGUUUGUACAUGGUAUGUUGUAGGUGCUUUUGAGAAACUUAAGAGCUGUAAAAUGAGAAGUAGGGAUCUGGAGCUCAGACUUGAUGCCUCAGGUGGAGACCGAGAAAAAAUUAGCCACCUGUAAAUGAUUAUUGAAGCCAUGUGCAUCAAUGAGUGAAGAGGCCUAUUGGAGUCUUGAAUACUUACUGACCAGGUUAGGGGAAGAUGAAGCACAGAAGAUCCAGGAGGAGUGUCCAGAAAGGGAGGAAAACCAGAGGAAAAGAUGCUAGAACCACAGGAGAAUGGCUUGAUUGACUUACCAGAUUAUGAGCAUGUAGAAGAUGAAACUUUUCCUCCUUUCCCACCGCCAGCCUCCCCACAGAGAGAUGGUGAAAGAGCUGAACCUGAUGAAGAGUCAGGGAGAGGAGCACCUGUUCCUGUACCUCCAAAGAGAACAGUUAAACGGAAUCUACCCAAGCUGGACGCUCAGAGAUUAAUUUCAGAGAGAGGGCUUCCAGCAUUAAGGCAUGUGUUUGAUAAGGCAAAAUUCAAAGGUAAAGGCCAUGAGGCUGAAGACUUGAAAACGCUAAUCAGACACAUGGAGCAUUGGGCACAUAGGCUAUUCCCUAAACUGCAAUUUGAGGAUUUUAUUGACAGAGUUGAAUACCUGGGAAGUAAAAAGGAAGUUCAGACUUGUUUAAAACGAAUUCGACUUGAUCUCCCUAUUGUACAUGAAGAUUUUAUUGGCAAUAAUGAUGAAAUAAGAGAAAAUAAUGGCCAUGAUGUAACUACUACCGAAUUAGAUCCCUUUUUGACAAACUCAUUGGAAAGUGAAAAAUUUGCUUCUCAGUCAAGUAGAAGCCUAACAGAAGAAGAACAACAGAGAAUUGAGAGAAAUAAACAACUGGCCUUGGAAAGAAGGCAGGCAAAGCUACUGAAUAAUAGUCAGUCCCUCGGAAAUGACUCGUUAGUGAGCACACCUAGAGCGCUGACCAUUGAAGAGGUUGAUACAGGAGAGGAUCAAGAGGAGUCAUCAGAUGGAUGCAACAAAGACAUUCUAGACAGUCCACAUAAUGAUGCUGCUGCCAGUACUGUAAAUGAAGAGGAGGAAUUAAAAAUAGAGAAAACACAACUGGACCAAUCCUUUUAAAAUGUACAGUAACUGUCCUUCAUCCGGGAAUGUCACUGAGGUCAGACAGGCCUCAACUAGGAGAAAAUCUGUUAACUUGCUGUCCUUUAAGUUUUAGAUUACUAUGUAUUUUGUCUUCUUGGAGUGAAAAUCCUCAUGUAGUAAGACUUCUACAUAUUCCUAUUUAAAAUCUAUUUAUAAUUAUACUUGUUAUUUAGUUGAGCUGAUUUUAUUUUCUAGUGUUUAUAUAUAUAGGACAUCAUAAAAAUGAUUAGGAGUUAAUAAGUGCCUUCUGCUAGUGUGCCAUUGAAUGUUUCAUUUUCACACAAUUAAGUUUUUAUGAGGUAAAUAUAUAAUGAAUAUUGUCCAUUUUUAAAAAAGAAAUACAAAUCUUA
This is a messenger RNA of Hyaena hyaena (striped hyena), 2237 nucleotides long. It is a transcript of the gene TIPIN, whose product is annotated as TIMELESS interacting protein. Gene Ontology annotation, biological process: DNA replication checkpoint signaling; DNA damage response; replication fork arrest. The transcript has 8 exons. NCBI's taxonomy places the organism in Eukaryota, Metazoa, Chordata, Mammalia, Carnivora, Hyaenidae. Gene Ontology annotation, cellular component: nucleus; replication fork protection complex. Gene Ontology annotation, molecular function: DNA binding. The coding region runs from base 997 to 1863 and encodes 288 amino acids. The record is from RefSeq and is a predicted model, not a curated record.